Molecule: messenger RNA, 555 nt
Organism: Didymodactylos carnosus
Lineage: Eukaryota; Metazoa; Rotifera; Eurotatoria; Philodinida; Philodinidae
Source: the annotation of a GenBank genome assembly
AUGGAGGGUCGGUCCCUGCUACUUUUUUCAGCCAGCACCACAUCAACUACGAGUACAAUAACGACGACAACGCUGUAUGAGAUACAAGUGUUAAGUCCAAGCGACAUCGAAUCUGAUUGUAAACAACCUGUUAUUGCUGGACUCACAAUUACCACUAUUGGUUAUGGUAUUUUACAAACGCUUGCAUUUUACAUUAUAUUCGCAAAGAUGGUUAACAAAUUUUUGGUACCCAAACAACCUGAAAAACCAAGUACAAGUACGAAAAACACACAACAAGCACAACAAAACCCAGUAGAUGGUCGUAUUCCGACUGAAUCAGAUCCGUUGUUUGAACCACCGGCUAUGUCAACAUUUUUCCAAGGGUCACCAUAUUUUAAUCCAAACGCCCUUCCUCCACCAAUUCAAGGACCAGAAAAUUUUAUGCAUGGCAUUUACCCAAACGAGUUCAUAUCUAAUGGUCAGCCUUCGAUGCAAGAUCCUUCGUUCCCACCACUAUCGCCACCAUCAUUUGCAGACGAUGUCUCAUACGAACUUAAAACUGGUACCGAAGCGUGA